This is a messenger RNA of Ixodes scapularis (black-legged tick), 879 nucleotides long. RefSeq lists its product as uncharacterized. The coding region runs from base 1 to 879 and encodes 292 amino acids. Gene Ontology annotation, molecular function: amine binding. The record is from RefSeq and is a predicted model, not a curated record. The transcript is spliced from 5 exons. Lineage: Eukaryota; Metazoa; Arthropoda; Arachnida; Ixodida; Ixodidae. Gene Ontology annotation, biological process: symbiont-mediated perturbation of host defenses.
AUGUUAGCCCUGAAACAUUUGGUGUUCUGUCUAAGGGUUUUUGCGGUAUACGCCGACGUAGAGUUUCAAAGUUGGAAGAAACCACCAGACAACAAUCCCGACCUGAACAGGAAAGACCUUGGCGCGAUGCAGGAUGCGUGGAAGACAAUCAAGUGUAUGACGAACCAGAGCUAUUAUCUAGUGUAUAGUAACGGGUGGGGCACCCAAGAACAUUACGAAGAUGUGUCAUGCCUCCAAGUGCAAACAAGUGACCUCAAUUACACAUUGAAGAGCGCCCAAUACACAUCAAAAUGGUACAACACAAAAUCUAAAACAAUGGUAUCAAGCACACAAUAUGUUCAAGCUGUAAAACAAAAAGAUUAUAGUAUUGAAAAUAUUAUGUAUCUGGGGCAACCUCAGCGUAAAGCCACAUCACCAAAUGGAACCUGCUACAAUCUCGAUUUCAACUUCCUCUGUGAAGCAAACGGCUGUAUCAUAUAUCAUCAGGAAUGUUGGCGAAGACCCUUCAUUAGAUAUUCAGAAAAAUACGUUAUAUUUAGCAAUUCUUUUUGUCACAUACUGAGAGCACUGCAAAAUGAAGAGGACUAUGAAUCUUGUGAAUUCUGGUUGAGGGAAGAUUGGUUAAAGAACGUGACCAUUCCCCAAGUCGUUACAAGAGCAGGAAGCGAAGAAAAUGAGAAAGAGAAGAAGGAGCUUGGCAGUUCGAGUAAAACUACGUAUUUGUAUGAUUCCUUAUUUAAGGAACUUCCGUCCAGCUGUCGAUACGCAUUUCUUCUCAACUGUGGAUAUCCGACAUACCGGAUUUAUGACAGGGAAGAUUGCGACAACGUAAAUAAAAGAGAAAAUGGCGCAUCAGAUGACGCAAACAAAUGUAGAUAA